Recurvomyces mirabilis is the source of this 1380-nucleotide messenger RNA. RefSeq lists its product as uncharacterized. The record is from RefSeq and is a predicted model, not a curated record. The transcript is spliced from 2 exons. Lineage: Eukaryota; Fungi; Ascomycota; Dothideomycetes; Mycosphaerellales; Teratosphaeriaceae. Gene Ontology annotation, biological process: protein phosphorylation. Gene Ontology annotation, cellular component: cytoplasm. Gene Ontology annotation, molecular function: ATP binding; protein serine/threonine kinase activity. Bases 1 to 1380 code for a protein of 459 amino acids.
AUGCACCGGGAGCUUGGCCACUUGAAGUUAUGCCAACAAUACGUCAGCGGCAUGCAGUCAGUCCGCAUAGGCCGUGAGCAACCUGGAGAAGAGCCUAUAUUCGCAGUCGAUCGGACCGCAAAUGGAUCCAAGAAAGUGAACUGGACCGAUGGUGCGGUGUGGAUGUAUUACAGAGCUCUAGUCACUGGCCCGCCGUACGUUGAAAGAUUUCCGUGCCGAGAGGUCGUUGAUGAUGACACCGAGCUUGAUACUGAAGUCGCCAUGGAUGUGGGUGACCUGCUGAAUCAUCCUAAUCUAGUCCAGCUUCUCGAGUAUGAUGACACCGAUGGGACUAGGACGAGCAAGCGGACGAAGUGGGAGUACUGUAAUGCUGGAACACUCAAUCAGCUCAUCCUCGUGCAAGACGGCGAAGGACUUCCAGAGUCUUUCAUUUGGCAUACCAUUAUCUCACUUCUGCGCGCUAGCACCUACCUCGUGACCGGCCGUCAAGCUCUCACAGCCACAGACUGCCAACUCGCGGAUGAUCUCGAACCCAUACGAGGCUGGAAGCCAAUCUCGCACAACUUCAUUCAUCCUGCCAACGUCUUCUAUUGCCAUCCUAAGCCAGUCGCCGGUUUCAAGAAUCUUACAUACGGCACAUGUAAGCUAGGCAACUUCGAAAAAUGUACUGUCUUCAAGAAUUGGAACGAUAAACGCGACGUCAUCCAGCUAUGGGACCAAGAUCUGGAGGGUGAGUAUACUGGUUACGAGGCACCAGAACUCAGCAGUUACUGGCCUCAAGCUGAAAUCGCACCAGGUGGUCUGGGCGAUGUCUGGUCCAUAGGAGCUUGCGCAGUAGCAAUGAUGACCAGCCGACCAAUUUGGGAACUAGUGAUGAGACAGGACAUCACUUCCGACAUGAUAUCUCGUCGUGAUGAGGACUGGCGUACUGUUGUACCGACGGAGCGUUUCAACCGACUGGCGGCCAUGUGUCGACCGGAUCUUCCUGCGGGUUGUACGACCCUGCAGCAGGCACUACCUUUCACUUACUCGCCAGUCUUGAGAAGUAUUGUAGAGCAGAUGGUGUUUCCUGGACAGUAUCGUCCACCGCCAGAGUUCUUGUUACCGCAGGUCAUGGAGGAGUUUGCUUUGCAUUGCGGGAGAGCGGAGGGCUUGAGCUUGAGGGCCAUGGACGAUGUGAGGGAGCAGUUGAUCGAUGCACAAGCGGAGCUGGUGAUGACUCGCGAAGCAGGCGACGCCGAGACCGCAAAGACGCUGAGAUCUGAUACCAUACCAUUGCUGGAGGAGAGGCUCGCAAACGGCGUUCGCGGGCAGGACACAUACGGCUCUGCCGAAGAGUAUGUCUCUGAUCUUGAAAUUGAGGACGCUGUGCUCGGCUAG